AUGGCGACCCUCGUCGAUGCUGCGGUUUUCCUGCAGGACAAGCAGCAAACGUUUCAUCAGACGGACGACGGCGUCAUCGACCACCAGGAAAACUACUGGAACAUGCUUUUCAGCGCGCACGGCAACCUCAUGGACGUGCCGAAGAUGACGAUCCAGACCACGUGCAGAAUCGUGAAUCCCGCGGAACUGCGCUCCAUGCCGGUAACCUACAGAAUGGGAAACAUGGCGUUGGACGGCUAUCACAUAAUGUGUUGCGCUGGCAAGGAUCACGAGACAGGUAUGAUGUUGCGAGCUGAUAAGGAUCCUCAUCACACGGCCUGCGCUCUGGUGAUCGUGGACUCACAAGACGACCCGGGGAUCUUGCCCCAGUGGCGGCAGCAAGCACCGCACUGCCAGGAUCGAAUCAUGCCCUCCUACCGCUACUUUGCCGUCAUGGCCAAGAUCGUGCUGGACAUGUUGUUGAAACACGACGAGUGUGCGAUAUUGACGUGCUACAGGCUGCAGAAAGAGUUCGUGCUGCCGCUGCUGGUGACGAUGAUCACAGAUCUGGCCAAGGAGAAAGAGUUGGAUCAGUUCACAUCCAGAAAGAACUUGGAGGAGAAACUGCGUGUUCUGGAAUCCGGAAGCUCGGGAGACUACUCAGACAAAUUACGCGAAGUCACUUGGGCUGUGGGUGGCGAAAACAUCAUCACGGACAGCACCAAGGUCGUCCUCGGGCAAACGGCACAUCACACGGCGCGGGCUUCGAAGGGCUUCACCUUCAAGGCCGUCGUUGCAUUGCUCACAAAAAGAGCCAGAAGGGACGAGCAUCCUCUCGGCAUCGCAUUCUCCUCCAGGGGCGUCCGCACCGUCCUCAUGACCCGUGCCUCUUAUGAACUCGUGGUCGUGCUAGAUAACUGGAUCAUGAAACAAGCUGCCGAGACGACCAGGAAGGCGAUCUCCCACCGCAAGGCCGAUGAUUCCGGCAGUGAAACCCCAUUCGACAGAAGUGGAAGGUCCAACUGGAAGAUACUGGAACACGUGUGGCCUACUUUCCGGUUCCGAGGUGAACUAGCCCGAUUUGAGUGUGCCUCGGACGCCCUGGGAGACUGCGAAGACCCCCAAGAGUGGAAGCCGACGUCCCAGCACUGGAAGAAGACCGACGCACCUGCGACUUUGCACGAGCUUCGAAGGGGCGUGGAACUCGGCGACGCGAUGCAGAAGAGUCGUUUCGACGAGCUGGUCAGGAAGUUUCAGUUCUUCUCGGCUGCAACCUGCUUCAAGGAUCUGCCCGAUCAAGAAAAGAUGCAGAAGCUCUUCGACCGCAUCUCGAGAACCGGAUCAAGAGUCCUGAAGGAAGCAGAGAACCCGAAGGGAAAGGGCAAGGGCAAGAACCGGAUGGACAAGAACACCAGAACCAACGAGGAAACGCACGCCUGGGAAGCGGGGCGGGCCAAAAUCAGAGGCUUCGUGAAGGAGAUCUUCCCGCCCGAGGCUGAUGACGACGAGGCAGACAUGCAACCUUCCCUGCGAGAUCAGUGCCGGACGAUGAUGAGCUACUUGUUAGAUGCAGUGCACUGGAACCUGACCCUUGACAACGGGCAAGUCAACAACGAUGUGAAAGCGCAGAGAUGGCCGCACCUGGUCUCGAUCCCGUUCUGGCGGGUGGACGGCCUGGAAGACGCCUGCCAGGAAACCCUCUGGCACGAACAGCAUAUCCUGGGAGCGGCCAUCGUGGAUGCCAACCAGGAAGAAAAGCUCGGAAUGAGACUGGCGAGCCACAAAGCCAACAAAAUCGUCACCAAGCACGCCUCGCACUAUUGGCGAGAGUGUCGCUCGGAUCGAGUAGCGCUGCGAGUGGUGCUUCGUGAAGAAGCAAUCAUGCACAUCUAUCAUGCUAUGGGAGUGCACCGACAAAACUCCCAAGUCCGAACCAUGGUCGUUCGGAUGCGCGACCUGAACGCAGUUCGCAUGCUAUGCAAAGCUCUGCACAAAUUGGAGUUCUGCAAAAGGUUCGGGGUCUUUGAAGAUCGCAUGGCAUUGUGGCCGCCGGACACCGAAGCUGCCCAGUUGACAUCCGAUGCCAUCAUCGAUCUCUGCCUUCAGGGGUCCGAGCAAGCGUUUCAGUCGCUGCUGCAUCCGAACCAGGAGUGA
Symbiodinium sp. CCMP2592 is the source of this 2133-nucleotide messenger RNA. NCBI's taxonomy places the organism in Eukaryota, Dinophyceae, Suessiales, Symbiodiniaceae. The record is from the annotation of a GenBank genome assembly.